AAUGUGAAGCGGCACCGUCCCCCUCACGUCAGUUUAUGGUAAGUCCACUUCUGCUGUACCGAAGCAGGCGUCUAUAAGGCUUCUUAAUCCGCCGUGUGAACCGGGAUGCUGGCGGAUCCAUGACACCGUGAGCUCCCGGGUAUGGUUCUGUCACCACCAGGAAAUGAAUGUUUUUUUUUCUUUUUACAACACCCCGCCUUCACCUCUCACUGAACACGCAGCAGUACCCGCAUGAGAUAGACUCUAUGGUGAAUCUGUACCCGUGAAUUUGACAUUCUUUGACGGUUCAGCAGCAGAGCAGCAGGGAGCAGAACUCACGAGCCGCGGCCGCUUGACAGGUGCAGUCGCCCGGCUCUGCGUGGAGAGAUGCCGCCCGUCCGGAGAACGAUGUCCGAUCUACGUAGCCGGUCAGAGGGAUAUGAAAAGACAGAGGACACAUCAGAGAAGACUUCCUUAGCUGACCAAGAAGAUGCCCGGAUGAUACACCUCAAUCAGCAGCAGUUCACAAAGUUCUGCAACAACCGGGUCAGCACAGCCAAAUAUAAUGUCCUCACCUUCUUGCCCCGCUUCCUCUACUCACAGUUCAGGAGGGCGGCCAAUGCCUUCUUUCUCUUCAUUGCACUCUUGCAGCAAAUCCCGGAUGUGUCUCCCACUGGUCGGUGGACCACGCUGGUGCCGCUGCUCUUCAUCCUGGUGGUUGCUGCUGUAAAAGAGAUCAUUGAAGAUCUGAAACGUCACAAUGCUGACGGUGUUGUCAACAAAAAAGAAUGUCAAGUUCUGAGGAACGGUGCCUGGGAGAUUGUGCACUGGGAGAAGGUGGCUGUUGGGGAAGUAGUCAGAGCUUCAAAUGGGGAUCACCUCCCGGCUGACCUCGUCAUACUGUCGUCCAGUGAACCACAGGGUAUGUGCUACAUUGAAACAUCUAAUUUGGAUGGAGAAACAAACCUUAAAAUCAGACAGGGAUUGCAGUUGAGUGUGGACAUGAAAGACAUUGACAGCCUGAUGCGUCUCUCUGGGCGGAUGGAGUGUGAGAGCCCGAACCGCCAUCUUUACGAGUUUGUUGGAAACAUUCGCCUGGAUGGACACAGUACAGUACCACUGGGUCCAGACCAGAUCUUACUGAGAGGAGCUCAGCUGAGGAACACUCAGUGGGUGCACGGUGUGGUGGUCUACACAGGACAUGACACAAAGCUCAUGCAGAAUUCCACUCGGCCUCCUCUGAAGCUGUCCAACGUGGAGCGCAUCACCAACUUUCAGAUCCUUGUCCUCUUUGGCUGCCUUCUGGCCAUCUCUCUGGUCUGCUCCAUCGGCCAAACCAUCUGGAAGUACCAGUACGGCAAUGAUGCCUGGUACAUGGACCUCAACUCUCCAGAUGGCGGGGCAGCAAACUUUGGCCUCAACUUCCUCACCUUCAUCAUCCUGUUCAACAACCUGAUCCCCAUCAGCCUCCUGGUCACUCUCGAGGUUAUCAAGUUUAUCCAAGCGUUUUUCAUCAACUGGGACACUGAUAUGCUCUAUGAGCCCACAAACACACCUGCCAUGGCUCGCACCUCCAACCUGAAUGAAGAAUUAGGCCAGGUGAAAUACAUUUUCUCUGACAAGACCGGGACCCUCACCUGCAACGUGAUGCAGUUCAAGAAGUGCACCAUCGCGGGCGUGGCUUAUGGUCACGUCCCUGAGGCUGAGGAGGGUAGUUUUGCGGAGGAAGACUGGCACAGCACACAGUCAUCCGACGAGGCGGGAUUUAAUGACCCGAGCUUACUGGAAAACCUCCAAAGUAAUCAUCCCACAGCUGCUGUCAUCCAGGAGUUCAUGACCAUGAUGGCCAUCUGUCACACUGCAGUCCCAGAGCGCACGGAUGGAAAUAUCACCUACCAGGCAGCCUCUCCAGAUGAAGGAGCUCUGGUGAGAGCAGCAAGAAACCUGGGCUUUGUGUUUUCUGGUAGAACCCCGGACAGCGUCAUUAUGGAAAUGCUUGGUACAGAGGAGAAGUACGAGCUGCUGCAUGUUCUGGAGUUUACAAGCACAAGGAAGAGGAUGUCAGUCAUCAUGCGCACCCCAUCUGGGAAGAUCCGCCUCUACUGCAAAGGAGCUGACACAGUAAUCUAUGACCGCCUGGCAGACAGCUCGAGGUACAAAGAGAUUACACUGAAGCACCUGGAACAGUUUGCAACCGAGGGACUACGUACGCUGUGCUUCGCAGUGGCAGAUGUCAGUGAGUCAUCCUAUCAGCAGUGGCUGGAGAUCCACCACAGAGCCUCCACCUCCCUGCAGAACAGAGCCCUGAAACUGGAGGAGAGCUACGAGCUGAUAGAGAAGAACCUGCAGCUGCUGGGAGCCACAGCCAUCGAGGACAAGCUCCAGGACAAGGUGCCCGAGACCAUUGAGACUCUGAUGAAGGCUGACAUCAAGAUCUGGAUCCUGACAGGCGACAAACAAGAAACAGCUAUUAAUAUUGGACAUUCCUGCAAACUGCUGACCAAGAACAUGGGCAUGCUCGUGAUCAAUGAAGACACUCUGGAUAGAACAAGAGAAACACUCAGCCACCACUGUGGACUGCUGGGAGAUGCCCUCUACAAGGAGAACGACUUUGCUCUCAUUAUUGAUGGAAAGACUCUCAAAUACGCCCUCACGUUCGGAGUGCGACAGUACUUCCUGGACCUGGCUCUGUCCUGUAAAGCUGUCAUAUGCUGCAGAGUGUCUCCUCUUCAGAAGUCGGAGGUAGUAGAAAUGGUAAAGAAACAGGUGAAAGUGAUCACGCUGGCCAUCGGUGACGGUGCUAACGAUGUGGGAAUGAUCCAGACAGCUCAUGUUGGUGUGGGAAUCUCAGGCAACGAAGGCCUGCAGGCUGCAAACUCCUCUGACUACUCUAUUGCCCAGUUCAAAUACUUGAAGAAUCUGCUGCUCGUCCACGGAGCCUGGAAUUACAACCGUGUAGCCAAGUGCAUCUUGUACUGCUUCUACAAAAAUAUAGUCCUCUACAUCAUCGAGAUCUGGUUUGCAUUUGUCAAUGGCUUCUCAGGACAGAUCCUGUUUGAACGCUGGUGCAUCGGCUUGUACAACGUGAUCUUCACUGCUCUUCCUCCUCUCACUCUGGGAAUAUUUGAGCGCUCCUGCAGGAAAGAGAACAUGCUGAAAUACCCUGAACUCUACAAAACCUCCCAGAAUGCCAUGGGCUUUAACACCAAGGUCUUCUGGGCCCAUUGUCUGAACGGCCUCUUCCACUCCGUCAUCCUCUUCUGGUUCCCCCUUAAGGCCUUCCAGCAUGAUACAGUUUUUGGCAACGGAAGAACUCCAGACUAUCUCCUCUUAGGCAACAUGGUUUACACAUUUGUGGUCAUCACAGUUUGUCUCAAAGCCGGCCUCGAGACCUCGUCCUGGACUAUGUUCAGCCACAUUGCCAUCUGGGGAAGUAUUGGCCUGUGGGUGGUGUUUUUCAUCAUCUACUCUUCCCUGUGGCCCCUCAUCCCCCUAGCUCCGGACAUGUCAGGAGAGGCGGAAAUGAUGUUCAGUUCAGGGGUCUUCUGGACGGGCCUGGUCUUCAUCCCUAUCACCUCGCUGGUCUUCGACGUAGCCUACAAAGUAGUGAAGAAGGUGUGUUUCAAGACUCUGGUGGAUGAGGUGCAGGAGCUUGAGGCUUUAUCCAAAGACCCUGGAGCAGUGGUGCAUGGAAAGAGUUUGACGGAGAGAGCUCAGCUCCUGAAGAACGUCUUCAAGAAGAGCACGGUCAGCUUGUACCGCUCCGACUCUAUGCAGCAGAACUUGCUCCAUGGCUACGCCUUCUCUCAAGAUGAGAACGGAGUUGUGUCUCAGUCUGAGGUCAUCAGAGCGUACGACACCACCAAACAGAGGACCAACGAGUGGUGAGCCGCCGGCCAAUCUGGUGCCACAAUCGCCAUUUCUAAUGGCGACGUUUGAAGCUCAACGGGGCACAAAGAAGGCCAGCAUGUGCCUCCUGCACUGAGUGGAUUUUUGGGACAUGAAACAGACAGAGUAGAAUAACUUGUUGUCUUUGGAAAAAGGGAAGAAAAAAAAAACAGGAGCAAAAUGAAAUGUGUUCACUAUCAGCUGUAGUAGUUUGUCCAGCAGACAUGAUGAGCACUGUGCUUUCUUUCGCAGUCUGUGGUCUGAAAUUCUUCACUCUUCUCUUCGCUCACUUCAUGGGAGCGAAUGUCUCCUCUCUACUGAAAAUAAAUGAAAUCAUUGAAUUGAAUCUUAAACACUGUUAGUUCAAACACUGGAGGAUGAUUAGUUUAGAGGAAUUAAAACUUGUAAAGAUUGCCAAAGAGCAGUCGUGUAUACAAUCUUCCAAGUACUAGUGAAUUGGGAAAACCAAAUGUAAUCACACUCCUGAGUGUAUUCCAGCACUGAACGGACCACUUCAGAGCAGACAUUUGUAACAUGUUCGUUUUUUUGCACUCAAGGAGCAUCUCUUGUGUAAAGCCUUACAUUUGCUCAUGCCUUCAUCCUUGUCAUUUCUUUCUUUUUUUUUAGUUUCACUUUUAAAAUAUGUAGAUAUUGUGCCUGGUUUUAUUUAUUUAGCUCUUUUUUUUUAAGAAGUUGCCUCCUGCAACCCACUGUAGUCCUGUUUCCACCGCUUUUUACAGCAGAAGCAUUGCUCUCGACAGAUAAUUGCAUUCCACACAUCACUCCAGUCUCAACAAUCACAACGGUGCCUACGUCAAACUUUUCCCUCAUAGAAGAAGAAACAGAUAGCCAAGAGUAGUUUAGCCUGCUAGCUUAGACCAGUGCUCCACAAACACACCUGCUGAAGACAAAACCACUGUCUCCCCACCACAGUAUUGCACUCGAACAAUGUGAAAACUACAGAGUGCCUUGUGGCACAUGUGUAAAGCAAGAUUUGUUCCUGCAGAGGUGAACUGGACGCUCUCUGACGGAAGCUCACAGCAGUGAUAGUGAAUCCCUUAAAAUGGAGAUUUUAUCCUUCUAACAUAAGUGCCAUUAGCUUAAGGGAGAGUGAAAUAUUAGCCAGGAACUCCACGACAAUAUCAAACUACUUUGUCUCUAUAGUUAUUUUGUGGAUUUGUAUUUUUAUAUUGGAGAUGUAUGACUUUUGCAUUGACUGGCUUUGUAAUGAACUGUCACUGUAACUCUUUUGUUUUUCUUCCUCUGAUAAAACUGGCAGGUUAGCAUAGAUUGAAUGAGAAAACUGAGCUUUCUUAAAUGUCUUGUUAUUAUUAAUAUUAAUAUUGUUACAGCUUGAUUUAUUUAUAAUUGACUACUUAAUGUCUGUGGAAUUGCUUUCUUCUCCCUAUGGGAGAUCAGAUUUCUGACGGUGUGUGUGACUGCGUGUGUCAGUGUAUUGCCUGCAUGUGCAUGUGCUGUAUGCGUGUGUGCGUGUGGGUCACCUCUACUGUGUCUGUGUAUGCAUUGCAUGUCUGUGUCCUCUAUGUGAGACCGGGACUUGCUUUCUCCCGGUCCUCCUCGUGUGUUUCUUUUGAGUGUGUGUAUGUGUGUGUGUCCGUCUGCACGACUCCAGGUAAAGCUAUGGUGUUCUGCUGUGUGCUGAUGCAUGGCCCUGUACGGGACAGCGUGUGGUAUGAUUGUGUUUGUGUGUUCGUGGUCAAACUCUCGGCCUGGACUGUGAGAGUUUUAACGCUCAGCUCGCUUCGACAGGAGAUGUUGCACAAAGCACUCGAUGUACCUUUCCAGUAGUGAAUCUCUGGUAUUCUCUGCUUUCAGUAUGAUUUCUCUUCAGUGUUUGUAACUCUUUUCUACAUGCAGCGUUCGGCUGCUUUACGGGAACGCUCUUUUGUUGUUAGUGAGGGUUUAUAUUUAUUUUCUCUGCUGGUCUUUUGGUGUCAACAGUUUAAUUGGUCGUCAUCUUGUCAAAAAGUUUCCAAACUGCUGAAUGUGGAUGUCAUUGUUGUCGUGGAAGGCUUUGGGACUGUUGCUUUCUUUUUCCAGAAACCGUAAAAAACACACGUUGUUGUCCGUGAAAGUCGUGGGCUGCAUGAAUGAAUAACACAAACUGUUCUCUGAAAUGUUAACUGUUACUGCUUUGAUUCUCCCUCAAGUGUUGAUCACUUCACAAAAGAGGAAAAAAAAACGCACCUUUAACUUUUCUGUUGAAUAUUUGUUUCUUUUCUGUCAUUUUGUUCAAUGAUUGUUCUGCAUGUUGGGACUGCAAACUUAUAAGUGUUGUCUUUUACUGCCAUGAAGGACUACUGAAAUAAACUUUACAAUCAUGGAGGAGCAA
This is a messenger RNA of Notolabrus celidotus (New Zealand spotty), 6220 nucleotides long. RefSeq names its product ATPase phospholipid transporting 8A1 (gene atp8a1). The record is from RefSeq and is a predicted model, not a curated record. Gene Ontology annotation, molecular function: ATP hydrolysis activity; ATPase-coupled intramembrane lipid carrier activity; magnesium ion binding. NCBI's taxonomy places the organism in Eukaryota, Metazoa, Chordata, Actinopteri, Labriformes, Labridae. The transcript has 38 exons. Gene Ontology annotation, biological process: phospholipid translocation. The coding region runs from base 367 to 3867 and encodes 1166 amino acids. Gene Ontology annotation, cellular component: plasma membrane.